CCUCGUCCAGUCGCGGUUGAUUCCAAGUCAACCUGCUACUGUUUUCCCGACCGGCCCAGCCCACCCGCCGACCUCCAUCCCCCCCUUCUCCCGGACAGACAACACCCCAACCAUGGACUACCAGAACCGCGCGGGCUCCAAGUUCGGCGGCGGCGGCGUGGCGUCGCAGUCGGCGACCAACGCGGACCGGCGCGAGCGGCUGCGCAAGCUGGCGCUCGAGCACAUCGACCUGGACAAGGACCCGUACAUCUUCAAGAACCACCUCGGCUCCUUCGAGUGCCGCCUCUGCCUGACGGUGCACCAGAACGACGGCUCGUACCUGGCCCACACCCAGGGGCGCAAGCACCAGACCAACCUCGCCCGCCGCGCCGCCCAGGAGAAGCGCGACGUGCGUAGGGACAUCGACCCCCAGACCGGCCUGCCCGUCGGCGUCGUCGGCGCCGGCUUCGGCGCGCUGGGCCUCGGCGGCAACGGCAAGGGCCGCCGACCGGCCGUGAAGAUCGGCAGGCCCGGCUACAAGAUCACAAAGGUGCGCGACCCCGUCACGCGCGCCGAGGGCCUCAUCUUCCAGCUGCAGCUGCCCGAGAUAAGCCGCGACGCCGCCGCCGCCGGCGGUGGCGGCGGCCCCAAGUGGCAGGUCGUCAGCGCCUUCUCGCAGCGCGUCGAGGACCCGGACCGCAACUUCCAGUACCUGCUCGUGGCCGCCGAGCCCUACGAGACGUGCGGCUUCAAGAUCCCGUCGCGCGAGCUCGACCGCCGCGAGGGCCGGACCUUUGAGUACUGGGACCCCGACGCCAAGGAGUACUGGAUCCAGAUCAUGUUCAUGACAGAGCGCGAGGAGCGCUUCAACGCCGCGCCGGGGCUCGUCGGCGGCCCGAGGUGACGAGGUUUUUCUUUUUCUUUUAAAACAUUGGGGGAUAACAGCAAAAAGGAGAAACAAAAAAAACAAAGCACUCGUGCCCGGCAACAUGGAAAAAGUACCCACGGCGGCGUAUUUUGUGCUCUUCGGACACCGACUCAACCGAGAGGCUAGCCAACAUUCAACUUUUCCGCACCCACGCGUCUUGCGACCCACGCGACUGCUCGUCCUCGUUGGGGGAUAGUGAGCUGGGGCCUUGCCACAAAAGGUAUCUUCGCCCGUCGCCGACGCCGCGUAUGGACAUCACUAGACACGUUCCCAUAGGCAUUUUGAGUAAAGUCCGCAUCGAGACUUGAGACACAACUAGAUUAACGAUACCACAAGACCACGCCUCAAAUGCCAUUUUUUGUCAUAUUUGACUGUACAAAAACCAAUAUCACCUGCUUAUAAAAGCUGCUCAGCAGUUCGCAUGCACAGGGCCUUGCCUUCACAUAGAAUCAACCCUCUAUUCCAAGGCGAAUCUCUGCCACAUUACAG
Molecule: messenger RNA, 1396 nt
Organism: Gaeumannomyces tritici R3-111a-1
Lineage: Eukaryota; Fungi; Ascomycota; Sordariomycetes; Magnaporthales; Magnaporthaceae
Product: splicing factor 3a subunit 2
Exons: 1
Coding region: 113-883 (256 amino acids)
Biological process (GO): spliceosomal complex assembly
Cellular component (GO): U2-type prespliceosome; catalytic step 2 spliceosome; U2 snRNP
Molecular function (GO): nucleic acid binding; zinc ion binding
Source: RefSeq, a predicted model, not a curated record